Molecule: messenger RNA, 937 nt
Organism: Ilex paraguariensis (yerba mate)
Lineage: Eukaryota; Viridiplantae; Streptophyta; Magnoliopsida; Aquifoliales; Aquifoliaceae
Source: the annotation of a GenBank genome assembly
AUGGUGGUAGUUCGUUUAAGAUUGAGGCAUGGAGAUUGUGGUGGUUGUGUUUGUUUUUGUGAUUUGGUGUUGUUGAGGCUGGUAUGUAGAGAUCCUAGAUGGGGAAGAUGCUAUGAGAGUUUCAAUGAAGACACUGAAAUUGUCCAAAAGAUGACGUCCCUGGUUACGGGCUUGCAGGGACAGCCACCCCCAGGAUAUCCAAAGAGUUACCCUUUUGUAGCUGGAAGAAACAAUGUUGUUGCAUGUGCAAAGCACUUUGUUGGAGAUGGGGGUACAGACGAAGGUACAAAUGAGGGGAAUACAAUAUCAUCAUAUGAUGAUUUAGAGAGAAUCCAUAUGGCACCUUAUCCCAACUGUAUUUCUCAGGGAGUUUGCACUAUAAUGGCCUCGUACUCCAGCUGGAAUGGAAGCAAACUUCACACUAACCACUUUCUCCUCACAAAAGUUUUGAAAGAAAAGCUGGAAUUUAAGGGUUUUGUUAUUUCUGACAUGGAAGCACUUGAUCGCCUUUCCCAUCCUUACGGGUCAAACUACAGAAACUGUGUUUUGUCAACCAUCAAUGCAGGAAUUGAUAUGGUGAUGGUGCCCUUUCGAUAUAAAUUGUUUCUGGAGGAUUUGACAUAUUUGGUGAAAUCAGGGGCGAUACCAAUGACAAGGAUUGAUGAUGCUGUUGAACGUAUUCUGAGGGUGAAAUUUGUAGCUGGCCUUUUUGAAUAUCCUCUAAGUGAUAGAUCUUUGCUAGAUACUGUUGGUUGCCAGGUGAGCUUGGUAAACUCAGUACGCCGCUGGUUUAACUAAAACGUACAUCAUGGUCUUUGUGCACAAAUAGAUGGCCCAAAUCUCUCACCAAUCUGAAUGAGUUCAGCUUGUAGUUCAUUUUUUUAUGGUUUUCAAACAACCAUUUUUGUUUUUAUCAUUUAGUUUCCCCAACCUACCA